This is a messenger RNA of Iphiclides podalirius (scarce swallowtail), 288 nucleotides long. The record is from the annotation of a GenBank genome assembly. NCBI's taxonomy places the organism in Eukaryota, Metazoa, Arthropoda, Insecta, Lepidoptera, Papilionidae.
AUGCGCGCGGCGGCCGGCUCGUUCGGCACACCAGUCGAGGCGCGGGCACAGAUCGAAAGUUCGACGCAAGAUCGAGCGCGCAUAUGUAAAUAUCGGCACAUUUACAAGCGAAAGGGUUCACCAGAGCGGCGCACUAACGCAGCGUUGCGCGGGAACCAGUCCGGUGAGAUUCCUUCGGCGUCCGAUAGAAAAAUGUCGAGUAAGCUUCGGGUCCAUCACUCGCCGCGGGUGUCUGGUACGCGACGCGGUCGCUACUCGACUGCCGCCCUCCUCUCGCCGCAGCACGGC